Messenger RNA from Elephantulus edwardii (Cape elephant shrew), 3759 nucleotides. RefSeq names its product inhibitor of kappa light polypeptide gene enhancer in B-cells, kinase complex-associated protein (gene ELP1). Gene Ontology annotation, molecular function: protein binding; tRNA binding. The coding region runs from base 1 to 3759 and encodes 1252 amino acids. Gene Ontology annotation, cellular component: cytosol; elongator holoenzyme complex. Gene Ontology annotation, biological process: tRNA wobble base 5-methoxycarbonylmethyl-2-thiouridinylation. The transcript has 35 exons. NCBI's taxonomy places the organism in Eukaryota, Metazoa, Chordata, Mammalia, Macroscelidea, Macroscelididae. The record is from RefSeq and is a predicted model, not a curated record.
AUGCGAAAUCUAAAGUUAUUUCGGACCCUGGAGUUUAGGGAUAUUCCAGCUCCAGGGAAACCCCAGUGCUUCUGCCUUCGGAGUGAACAGGAAACAGUUCUUAUCGGCUCAGAAGUUGGCCUCAUCGAAGUUGAUCCUAUCUCAAAAGAAGUGAAGAAUGAGAUUGCUUUGGUGGCCGAAGGCUUUCUCCCAGAUGAUGGAAGUGGCUGCAUCGUGGGCAUCCAGGACUUGCUGGAUCAGGAGUCAGUGUGUGUGGCCACAGCCUCUGGGGACGUUGUGCUGUGCAAUCUCAGCACACAGCAGGUGGAAUGCGUCGGGAGUGUAGCCAGUGGUAUCUCUGUCAUGAGCUGGAGUCCUGACCAAGAGCUGGUACUUCUUGCCACAGGUCAACAGACACUGAUUAUGAUGACUAAAGACUUUGAACCAAUCCUGGAGCAGCAAAUCCACCAGGGUGAUUUUGGUGAAAGCAAGUUUAUCACUGUUGGAUGGGGCAAAAAGGAGACUCAGUUCCAUGGAUCAGAAGGCAGGCAAGCUGCUUUCCAGCUGCACUUGUUCUUACGAUCUCGGAAGGUCAGAGUGUGGAACCGAGAAUUUGCUUUGCAGUCAACCAGUGAGUCUGUGGCAGGACUGGGACCAGCCCUUGCAUGGAAACCCUCAGGUGCAUUGAUUGCAUCUACACAAGACAAGCCCAACCAGCAGGAUGUUGUGUUUUUUGAGAAAAAUGGGCUGCUUCAUGGACACUUUACACUUCCUUUCCUCAAAGACGAAGUUAAGGUAAAUGGCCUGUUCUGGAAUGUGGAUUCCUCUGUUCUUGCAGUUUGGCUAGAGGACCUUCCGAAAGAAGAAAAUUCCAUUCUGAAAACCCAUGUUCAGCUCUGGACGGUUGGAAACUACCACUGGUAUCUCAAGCAAAAUCUUUACUUUAGCACCUGUGGGAAGAACAAGCCUGUGGCUCUGAUGUGGGACCCAGUAACCCCAUUCCGGCUGCAUGUUCUCUGUCAAGGCUGGCAUUACCUCUGCUACGACUGGCACUGGACCACCGACCGGAGCUCGGGAGACAGCUCCAGUGACAUGGCACACGUGGCUGUCAUUGAUGGACACAAGGUAUUGGUGACAGUCUUCCGGCAGACUGUGAUUCCACCCCCCAUGUACACCUACCAACUGCUACUCCCACAGCCUGUGAAUCAGGUCGUGUUCUCUGCACUCCCUCAAAAGAGUAACGACCUUGCUGUCCUGGAUGCUGAGAACCAGAUUUCUGUUUAUAGAUGUGUUGACAGUCCAUCUGUAGACCCUACAGUGAAAUUAGGAGCCGUGGGCGGAAUUGGAUUUAAAGUUUCUCUUACAUUACCUCUUCUGGAAAAGAGAUAUAGAAUUCAGUUUGAGAAUAAUGAAGAUCAAGAAGCAAACCUUCUGAAGCUCAGCCUUCUUACCUGGAUUCAAGAUGAUGUUUUCCUGGCCAUUAGUCACAGUCCUUCUGGUCCACAGUCUAUCAUUUACUGUUUGACUGUCGCCCCUUCAGAGGAAAAUGAGAAGCAGGGGCAGCUCAAUGUCAGGUACAACAGUUCUUCCCUGGUUAUCUGUGAGUUAGAUCCAACUCGACAGUGUCUCUUUGAAGAAUCUGUCCUUGGUCUGACUGACAGGUGCCGUUUUUACAUUAAUGGCACUGAGCUUGCAUCAAAUAUCACAUCAUUUGCAGUGUGUGAUGAAUUUUUAUUGCUAACAACGCAUUCCCACACCUGCCAGUGUUUCUGCUUAAAGGAUACCUCAUUUAAAACUUUACAGGCAGGCCUGAGCUGCAGUAAUGCAUCUAAUGUGGAGACUCUGCGGAAGGUAGAGAGAGGUUCACGCAUUGUCACUGUUGUGCCUCAGGACACAAAACUCAUACUCCAGAUGCCAAGAGGAAAUUUAGAAGUUGUUCACCAUCGUGCACUGGUGUUAGCUCAGAUACGGAAGUGGUUGGAUGGACUUAUGUUUAAAGAAGCAUUUGAAUGCAUGAGAAAAUUAAGAAUUAAUCUCAACUUGCUUCAUGAUCAUAACCCCAAGGUGUUUCUUGAGAAUGUGGAAACCUUUGUAAGACAGAUCGAUUCUGUAAAUCAUAUGAAUUUGUUUUUCACUGAAUUGAAAGAAGAAGAUGUUACAAAAACUAUGUACCCUCCACCAGUUUCUAGCAGUGUCCAGCUUCCCAGGGAAUCUGAUGAGAAAAACAUAGACCUUAUCUGUGACACCCUGAGAGCCGCCAUGGAGAACAUAAACCCUCAGAAGUUCUGCCUUUCAAUACUCACCUCUCAUGUGAAGAAAACAACCCCAGAACUGGAUGUUGUGCUCCAGAAAGUUCACGAGCUUCAAGGAAAUGCUGCAUCUGAUUCCAAUGCUGUGAGUGCAGAAGAGGCCCUGAAAUACUUGCUGCUUCUGGUAGAUGUUAAUGAAUUGUAUGAUCAUUCUCUUGGGACCUAUGACUUUGAUUUGGUCCUCAUGGUAGCUGAGAAGUCACAGAAGGAUCCCAAAGAGUAUCUUCCAUUUCUUAAUACACUUAAGAAAAUGGAAACUAACUAUCAGCGGUUCACUAUAGACAAAUAUUUGAAGCGGUAUGAAAAAGCCAUUGGUCACCUCAGCAAAUGUGGCCCAGAGUUCUUCCCAGAAUGUCUAAACUUAAUAAAAGAUAAAAACUUAUAUAGCAAAGCUCUGAAGUUAUAUCCACCAGGCUCGCAGCAGUACAAGGAUAUCAGUAUUGCUUAUGGGGAACACCUGUUGCAGGGGCAACUCCAUGAACCAGCAGGACUUGUGUUUGCCCGCUCUGGUGCUUAUGACAAAGCGCUAGAAGCCUUUCAGGCCUGUGGCAGCUGGCAACAAGCUCUCUGCAUGGCAGCCCACCUUAACUUUACCGGGGAUGAGCUGGCCAGCCUGGGCAGGACUCUGGCAGGAAAACUAGUUGAACAGAGAAAGCACAGUGAUGCAGCCACAGUGUUGGAGCAGUAUGCCCAGGAUUAUGAAGAAGCUGUUCUCCUGCUGUUAGACGGAACGGCCUGGGAAGAAGCUCUGAGGAUGGUCUACAAAUACAACAGACUAGAUAUUAUAGAAACAAACAUAAAGCCUUCCAUUUUAGAAGCCCAAAAAAAUUACAUGGUAUUUCUGGACUCUCAGACGACCAUGUUUAUUCGCCAUAAGGAACGGCUGCUGGUGGUUCGAGAGCUUAAGGAGCAAGCACAGCAAAUGAAUCUGGAUGAGGAGGGACCUCGUGGUCAAGAGUCAGAUCUCUUCUCUGAAACCAGUAGUGUCAUGAGUGGCAGUGACAUGAGUGGCAAAUACUCUCACAGUAACUCCAGGAUAUCGGCGCGAUCAUCUAAGAAUCGACGCAAAGCAGAGCGGAAGAAGCACAGCCUCAAAGAAGGAAGCCCCUUGGAGGAUCUGGCCCUGUUGGAGGCCCUGAACGAGGUGGUGCAGAGUGUUGAGAAACUGAAAGAUGAAAUAUACCACAUUUUAAAGAUGCUGUUUCUUUUUGCAUUUGAUGACCAAGCAAAGGAAUUACAAAAGGCCUUUGAAGAUACUCUGCAGCUGAUAGAAAAGUCACUUCCUGAAAUUUGGACUCUUGCUUCCCAGCAGAAUUCAGCCACACCUAUUCUAGGCCCCACUUCAACUGCCAACAGUAUCAUGGCCUCCUAUCAACAACAGAAGACUUCAACCCCUGUUCUUGAUGCAGAACUUUUUAUACCACCAAAGAUCAACAGAAGAACCCAGUGGAAACUGUGCCUUCUUGAGUGA